AUGCGUCAGCUGGAGAACGAGCAGACGAUUCUGGAGGAGCUCCGAACCUGCCCGCGCGUGGUUCGGCUGCUAGGCUCGGCAUGGGAAUCCGACCCUGCGUCGGGGGCUCGGGUGAAGAAUCUGUUUCUCGAGUAUGUCUCUGCUGGGAGUGUGCUUGAUAUCAUGGGCACGUUCGGAUGCUGCGGCGGCGACAGCGGCGGCGGAGGCGGGGGGUGCGGCGGGCUGCCGGAAGCGCUGGUGCGGAAAUACGCGCGUGGGAUUGCGGAAGGGUUGGCGGAGCUGCACGCGCGCGGGAUAGUGCACUGUGACGUAAAAGCGGCGAAUGUGCUUGUUGCGGGGGGGGAGGGGGAGACGAAGCUGUGCGGGCUGGGUGUGGCGAUGCGCGCGGGGGAAGCGGCGCAGCGCAUCGCGCGCAAGCAGCGACUGCAGGGAACGUACGGCUGGAUGGCGCCGGAGGUCGUGCGACAGGAAGAUCAAGGGUUCGCAUCGGACGUUUGGUCGUUCGGGUGUACAGUGAUCGAAAUGGCGACGGGCUCACCGCCUUGGACCGGCCAACUGCCACCGGCCGGUAUAAUAGACGGCGAGUACGUUACCGAUCCGUCUCCUGACGCUCUGCUGCACGCGAUUGGUUACUCGAACGCGGCGCCGGCUAUUCCGGCGCAUCUGUCGGCGGAAGCUGUCGGGUUUUUGCGGAGAUGCCUCGAAAGGGAUCCCGCGCGCCGUCCCUCCGCCGCGCAACUGCUAGAACACCCGUUCCUCCGCGCAAGUGCGCUCGGCUCAGCGGGUGCCGCGCCCGCCGCGUACCCCAUGGCGCAGCAAACUGCGCGCCCGCCCAGUGGGGGGCGCGGAAGCGGGACUCGGCGGAAUGAGGAGAGCGCGGGACUGAGAGCAGGCGCAGGAGAAAGCUGGGCGCGACAAAGCGCAGGGGGCCGCGCAACGGGCGCGGACAAUUUCUACAGUGAAGGGCGGGAGAGAGGGGAGUGCGAGAGGGAGGAGGAGGCGGCGGAGGCGGAGGAGGCAGAGGAGGAGAUGGAGGGGUAUGGAUGGGAGGAUAUAGGGGUGAGCUUCGGUCCCAGUGGUGCUGAAGGGAUUCCCGCGUCUCGGCAUCUGAACCCUUCCUCGGGCUCUGGUGGUCUUGAUCCAACGGUCAGACGCAGAGUUGGUGCAGGUUCAGGCGGAAUUUCAGGUGGGAACUCAGGCGGAAUUUCAGGUGGGAACUCAGGUGGAAAUUCGCCUGGUAGGCUGGUGUCCCAGGGUAGCUUGCCACCAGGUGGUAACCAGUUACCACCACUUCGCAAGUCGCCACUGCAGAGGUCGCAGUCCCAGCCAGGGCAGGUGAUCCUGGCGAGCACAGGCGGAGGCGGUAACAGCAGCAACUGCAACAACUCGCAGCUGUCGCGACCCGCUUCGCAAAAACCCAUGCCGCAAGCGCCAUCCCCAUACGCACCUCCCCCCAUGCCCUCCGCCCCAGCCAAUCAGCCCAUGCCGCCCAUGCCAGCCGUAAACCUGCCGCCUGCCCCCGCGCCACUGUUCCAUCCAUCAGGCAUCCGCAUGGGCCCCCUGAUGCGGCAAAUCUCCAAGGAGCAGCUCGCGUUGCGCGCUGCCAUGGCUGCUGCAGCAGCGGAGACCGGUGGUGGCCUUGGCGGUAACCAGGAGAGGGGUGGUAACCAGGAGAGGGGUGGUAACCAGGACAGGGGCGGUAACAGUUAUGGCCAGGGGCAUGGUGUUUCCUCCCCAACGCCUGUGCCCCCCUUGCCUGGGAGGGUGGGCGCGGGGCGGGCAUCGCACCAGCGCUCCAGCUCUAGGCUCCUCUGGAGUGCUGCCAGGAGCGUCCCCGGCUCAGAUAAGCGAGUUUCAGCAUAG
Messenger RNA from Closterium sp. NIES-65, 1863 nucleotides. Lineage: Eukaryota; Viridiplantae; Streptophyta; Zygnematophyceae; Desmidiales; Closteriaceae. The record is from the annotation of a GenBank genome assembly.